CGGUGGGGGCGCGAAUGAGCGACGGCGGAAACCGCGGGCCUGUGUACGGCGGCCUCAGCGGCCAGCAGGGAGGCACACUGUUUGAAGCUGACUUCUUGCUGAAUGGGAUCAAGGCCAAAGUCAUUCUGUAUAGCCAGCAGCAUCUGGCUGCCCCUCUGGUCGUGCUGAAACUGCAUCCUGAUGGAAAGUUCUUGCCCGUGGUCAUCCAGCUCCAACAUAGGAUCCCAGCCACCUCUGCUUCUCUUGCCCAUGGAUCCUGCAAUGGUCUGGCUUCUGGUCAAACGCUGGGCCCAUAGCUCUGACUUCCAGCUCCAUGAGCUGCAGUCUCAUCUUCUGAGGGGACACUUGAUGGCUGAGGUCAUUGCUGUGGCCACCAUGAGGUGCCUUCCAUCCAUACAUCCUGUCUUCAAGGGACUGUUGACAUUCAGAGAUGUAGCCAUAGAAUUCUCUUUGGAGGAGUGGCAAUGCCUGAAUCAUGCUCAGCAGAAUUUAUAUAGAGAUGUGAUGUUUGAGAACUACAGAAACCUGGUCUCCCUGGGUAUUGUUGUCUCUAAACCAGAAUUGAUCACCUGUCUGGAGGAAAACAAAGUGCCCUGUAAUAUAAAGAGAAAUGAGAUGGUAGCCAAACACCCAGUUACAUAUUCUUAUCUUACCCAAGACCUUCAGCCAGAGAAGGGCAUAAAAGAUUCACUCCAAAAAGUAAUACCAGUAAGAUGUGGAAAAAGUAAUACCAAGAAGAUAUGUGGACAUGAGAAUUUUCAGUUUAAAAAAUGCUGUGAAAGUGUAGGUGAGUGUGAGGUGCACCAAGGAGGUUACAACGAAGUUAAACAAUGUUUUUCAGCUACCCGAAACAAAAUAUUUCAGACUUAUAAAUGUGUCAGAGUCUUUGGUAAAUUUUCAAAUUCCAACAGACAUGAGACAGGACAUACUGGAAAGAAACAUUUCAAAUGUAAAAAGUAUGGCAAAUCAUUUUGCAUGCUUUCACACCUCAAUCAACUUCAGAUAAUUCAUACUAGGGAGAAUGCCUACAAAUGUGAAGAAUGUGGCAGAUCCUUUAACUGCUCCUCAGCCCUUACUAAACAUAAAAGAAUUCAUACUGGAGAGAAACCCUACAGAUGUGAGGAAUGUGGCAAAGCUUUUAGCUGGUCCUCAACCCUCACUAAACAUAAAAGAAUUCAUACUGGAGAGAAACCCUACAGAUGUGAAGAAUGUGGCAACGCCUUUAGCCGCUCCUCAACCCUUGCUAACCACAAGAGAAUUCAUACUGGAGAGAAACCCUACAGAUGUGAAGAAUGUGGCAAAGCCUUUAGCUUAUCCUCAACCCUCACUUACCACAAAAGAAUUCAUACUGGAGAGAAACCCUACACAUGUGAAGAAUGUGGCAAAGCCUUUAACUCCUCCUCAACCCUUAAGAAACAUAAGAGAAUUCAUACUGGAGAGAAACCUUACAAAUGUAACGAAUGUGGGAAAGCCUUUACCUUCUACUCAACUCUCGAUACUCAUAAGAGGAUUCAUACUGAAGAGAAACCUUACAAAUGUAAAGAAUGUGACAAAGCUUUUAAGUGGUCCUCAGGUCUUGCUAAUCACAAGAAAAUUCAUACUGGAGAGAAACCCUACAAAUGUGAAUGAUGUGGCAAAGUCCAGCUCUCAGGCCUUAUAAUACAUAAAAUAAUUUAUGCUGGGAAAAAUCAUUACAAGUGUGGAGAAUGUGGGCAAGCCUUUAACCAUUUCCAAACCUUUAUUGUACAUAAGAUAAUUCAGAUUGGACAAAAAUCAUAAAUAAAAAAGUAACACAGCCUUUAAAACCAGCCCUCAAACCUUAAUGAAUCUAAGAAAUUUAUUUUAAAAAAUUUUGUUUUGAGAUGGAGUCUCACUUUGUCACCCAGGCUGGAGAGCAGUGGCACAAUCUCAGCUAACUGCAACUUCUGUCUC
Molecule: messenger RNA, 1932 nt
Organism: Cebus imitator (Panamanian white-faced capuchin)
Lineage: Eukaryota; Metazoa; Chordata; Mammalia; Primates; Cebidae
Product: zinc finger protein 679-like
Exons: 6
Coding region: 181-1629 (482 amino acids)
Biological process (GO): regulation of transcription by RNA polymerase II
Molecular function (GO): oxidoreductase activity, acting on single donors with incorporation of molecular oxygen, incorporation of two atoms of oxygen; metal ion binding; DNA-binding transcription factor activity
Source: RefSeq, a predicted model, not a curated record